This is a messenger RNA of Laccaria bicolor S238N-H82, 624 nucleotides long. RefSeq lists its product as uncharacterized. The transcript is spliced from 3 exons. Lineage: Eukaryota; Fungi; Basidiomycota; Agaricomycetes; Agaricales; Hydnangiaceae. The coding region runs from base 1 to 624 and encodes 207 amino acids. The record is from RefSeq and is a predicted model, not a curated record.
AUGUGUUCGUAUGCCGUCUCCAGCCUCCAGGCCGGUAUAUUUACGCGUCCUUGCGACAGGAACUUAAUGAUCGACACUUUUAUUGCAAACGCGACCGUCGACGAUCUGCGAUCUAUCGUGAGGCAUUUGCUCGCAGCAGGACCGCCAGGCGUUGCCCCGGCGUUUGCAAAUGCUGCGCGUUCUCGACUGCGACACACCAAUACCAAAGCGCUCCCCAACUCCUAUUCCCUUUUCCGUCGACAAUCGCACAAUGUGAAAUUUACGGCGCCAACGGAGCUACUUCACGACACUUUGGCUAACGUUCGGUCCUUGUAUGGGGCGGGAAUGGGAUUUCGCAGUUUGGCAAUUCUAGCUACAAUUGUGAGGGCAACCGUGGGUCUCCGAUGGGAGGAGGAAGGCGACAUGGCGGAUAUCCUUGCCGUGAUUGACGUUGACAUAGGGCAAGCGAUUCAAAGUUCGAAAGAAGAGGUGGAGGGAGGCCGUCUUCACGACUUUGCGUCAGCACGGGAAAUUGUCCACGACUUACGAUCCGCCAUCAACGAUAGUCUGGCGGACGUUCAAACUUGGGGGGGAGAAUUUCCGUUCGACCGAGCGUCAGCUAGCCUACAAUAUUGGAAACUAUAA